Messenger RNA from Darwinula stevensoni, 1049 nucleotides. Lineage: Eukaryota; Metazoa; Arthropoda; Ostracoda; Podocopida; Darwinulidae. The record is from the annotation of a GenBank genome assembly.
UUAUUCAAGCCUCUAUUGAUGUGAAAGCUAAAAUCCUCGAUGAUGUAACCAUGCAUCAUCGUAUUGAAGAAGCGUCAAUGCAAGUAGUGAAAAGUUUUCAAAACGGAUGCCGAAUCUACUUUGCCGGCAACGGAGGAAGCGCUGCCGAUGCGCAACACUUAGCGGCUGAAUUCACCGGACGCUUCUACAAAGACCGUGAGCCCUUACCUGCAGAGGCUUUACAUGUGAAUACUUCAUUUUUAACCGCUGUAGCAAAUGAUUAUUCUUACGAUGAAGUCUAUCAACGUAUGAUUAAAGCACAAGGUAGAGCCGGAGAUGUGUUCUUCGGUAUUUCGACUUCGGGCAAUUCGAAAAAUGUGUUGCUAGCACAAGAAGAAGCCAAAAGAAAAGGCAUGUAUGUUAUUUCAUUAACGGGUGAAACUGGUGGUAAAAUGAAAGACUCUUGCGAUAUUCUUUUUAAUGUGCCAAGUACCGACACACCGCGGGGAUUUGGAACGCGUUUGCAAAAAGUGGUAAGCGAUGUACCCAAACCUAUGGCCCCCAUACAGGGCAAGCCUUUCCUGCAUUAUGUGUUUUUGUAUUUGCAACAAUACUACAUCCAAGAAGUAGUACUUUCAGUAGGUUAUUUACAUGAAGUGAUUGAAGAUUAUUUCAAGGAUGAAUACUUGGGAAUAAAAGUGCGUUAUUGUGUAGAAGAAAAACCGCUAGGCACCGGAGGGGGCAUCAAAAAAGCAUUCGAAUUAAUAGAAAACAAUGCCUUUGUGUUGAAUGGCGAUACUUUUUUUGAUGUAAACUUAACUGAAUUAGAUGCCUUUCAUAACAAUACCAAUGCAGACUUCUCAAUGAGUUUAAAGCAUCUUACUGAAUUCGAUCGCUAUGGCACUAUUGCUCUUGAAAACAGCCGUGUAAAAGGAUUUAAAGAGAAGACAUAUACGAAAGAUGGAUGGAUUAACGGAGGCGUUUACCUCACCUCAGCAGAGGUAUUAAACCGUUUUAAUUUACACGAACAGUUUUCGUUAGAAAAAGAUUUUUUAGAACGCCAUCUCGAU